Molecule: messenger RNA, 2910 nt
Organism: Cicer arietinum (chickpea)
Lineage: Eukaryota; Viridiplantae; Streptophyta; Magnoliopsida; Fabales; Fabaceae
Product: PX domain-containing protein EREL1
Biological process (GO): protein transport
Molecular function (GO): phosphatidylinositol binding
Source: RefSeq, a predicted model, not a curated record
AAAUACAGUUAAGUGUCAAAUUAUGUAUCCAACUAUAUUGAGGCAGGAAGGAGCAUAAUUUUCAUGGAAGUUAUCCUACGAUUCAGCCCAGGCCCAAUCAUUUUUUCCUUGAAAAAAGUGUUACGAACUUUUGUUUCUUCUGAUGCCGUGUGCAAUUGCUGAAGAAGACAGUUAGAUGCUGUUGCUGUUUUUGGUUCAUUUGAGCUGCAAAAGCAAACGCACCACCAUAGCUAUUAUUUUUUUUUUGUUUAGAAAAAGCCAAAUAAUUAAAGUGCCCGAAACGAGAGAAUUGUUUGGUUUUCAUUCUAGCAGACACGUGUACACGCCACGCAAACACGCACUACACCCACGGCUUCUCUUAGCCACGUUACCUCUUCUACUCUUACCGUGCGCACCCUUCCACUGUGCUUCGCCGGCACAGAUUCCACCUUAUCGAUCUGAUCGGAGAACCCUAGGUUUUUUAGGUGCCGUCGAUUUCACUCCUUAUCUCAAUCCGAAUCGUAAAUUCCGAUUACGCUGAGCUUUAAUAUAACGUUAUGAUCUUCGAAUCGUAGAAAGAUAUAACGAAUUCCAGUCUGUAACGAAGAAGAAGAAGAUGCAGAGACGAAGUCCUCCCAAACAUAGACACGAUGGGACUUCGCCGCUGCCUCUUGGCAUGGAUUGGAGUCCUGCACCUCGAAAAUGGAAUGGGCGGGACACCGAAUGGCCUCACAAUCAUCGUACCGGUUGGAGUUAUUGCGUCAUAAUACCUUCUUGGGUCUUCGUUCCAAAAUCAAGAAAUUCAGAUCCUAUAGUGUUCUACAGGCUUCAAGUUGGUAUACAAUCACCAGAAGGGAUUACUAAUAUCCAUGGAGUACUAAGAAGGUUCAAUGAUUUUCUAAAGUUGUUUGCUGAUAUUAAAAAGGAGCAUCCUGGGAAAAAUAUCCCUCCAGCACCUCCCAAGGGACUCUUGCGAUUGAAAAGCCGAGCUUUGUUGGAAGAGAGAAGGCGCUCUUUGGAGGAGUGGAUCACCAAACUAUUGUCUGAUAUUGAUAUAUCAAGAUGUGCUUCCGUGGCCUCAUUUCUUGAGUUAGAAACUGCUGCUAGAUCUUCAUUUCAAGAAGCAAGCCAGCAGAAUUCAUUAACAGAUCCUGGUUCCAAUGGCAGAGUUUAUUCGGUGCAAUCACCUCUCCCUUCAAGCUUAUCAUUAGCUGCUGGCAGUUCUUCUGUUGCGUCAGAUUAUGGUAGUGAUACUCUAUAUGAGCCAUCUGAAGUAGGAACUCCAAGAAUUGGACGGGAUGAUAAUUCUGAAGUCGGGACAGAUGAUCUGACUUUAGAUGAAGAUAUGACAAAUCCAAUAGAAAAGCUUGUAAAAUAUGGUAUAUCGAAUAUUGAUGAGGGUUUGUUUAUGGGUCAGACUAUUCUAGAACAAUUAGAAGGACUUCCUAGGCAUAAAGUAAAUGCCAGACAUGUGAACAAUGUUACGGGGAAGGACACAAAUAAUGGUAAUUCAUAUGAUUCUUCACUUUUAGCUAAUAAUACCAUGGAGCUUUUCUCUGAGGCUGGACAUGCUAAUGUUUUUGGUCACGUUCGUAAAUUUUCAAAUGAGAGUGUUGGAAGUGAUGGAAGCUCAAUACGAGGUAGUGACAUGUCUAAUUUUGGGAUUCCAAAUUCAUCUGGUGAUGGCUCUGUCGACCUUCCUGGUUGUGCUUCGGUUUCAAGAGAAACAGAUGUUGUGGGUCAUACAAAGAUGAAGUGUAAUGGCGAUGCUCAAUUAGUCCUUCCGCUAGAUCAACGAAAUAAACUGAACAGGGUUCUGUCAACCAUGCAGAGAAGGCUAGUCACAGCGAAAACUGAUAUGGAGGACCUUGUAGUUAGAUUAAAUCAAGAAAUAGCUGCAAAGGAUUUUCUAACGACAAAGGUCAAGGAUUUGGAAGUUGAACUUGAAACUACCAAACAGAAAAAUAAGGAGAACUUGCAGCAGGCUAUUCUUAUUGAGAGGGAAAGAUUUACCCAAAUGCAGUGGGAUAUGGAGGAACUCAGACGAAAGUCACUGGAAAUGGAGAUGAAACUGAAGUCUGAAUCGGAUGGGAAUGCUGGUCAGAAUUUAACAAAGGAAUCAAUUGUUCAGCAGAACGAUGAGCUGUUGCAGAAUUUAGACACUGCUAGAGAGCAGCUGGAAAUUUUGUCAAAACAGUAUGGAGAGCUAGAAGCGAAAUCCAAAGCAGACAUAAAAGUUUUAGUUAAAGAGGUGAAAUCUCUCCGUAGUUCCCAAACAGAAUUGAAGAAGGAACUUAGUGAGUCUGUAAAGGAGAAAUGUGAAGCUGAGAAACUACUACUUCACGAAGGAGAGAAGAGGGAACGGGCAGAAACUACUUCGAGAAAACUUCUUGAGAAAUGUGGGCUUCUUUUUAAGCAGCUUCAAGAGUGCAAUGUUAAUCUUCCAUACAAUGACGAGGAUACGACAUUCUUGCGGUCAUCGUCAGCUGACGCUUUUGAUCAAUUAAAGACAUCUGAUGACCAAAUUGACAUCCUACUAGCAGAGGUAGAAAACUUAGAGAAGGAUUACGGAAGUGCUGCUUCUGAUGUAGAUAAAACCAGUGACAUAAAAGAUGGUGUAAUCUGUGGUGAUGAAAUGAGAAAGAUUAUAGCAGAUUUGUUCAUGGAUAAUGUUAGAUUGCGAAAACAGACAAAUCGCGUUACAAGGCAUGCUCUCAAAUUGGAUAUGACAACAAGUGUUGAUUCUCCUUCAAUGGAAAAUGUAACAAGUAUUUAGAAAUAUGUGAAGUGGUAUCAUAUAUUACAUAUGUACGAGUUUUUAUUUUGCACACAUACGAGCCAUUGCACUGCACCACUUCUUUUUUUGUUAACUUGAACAGAAAAUAAUGAAAAGUUGGACCUCAACAAAGAUAAAAUUAUGUUUGCUCGCUC